AUGACUAUCCAUAAUUAUCUGAAAAGACCUGGGCGGGCGAGUGCGGGGGCGGGAGGAAAGGGCCUCUGCGGGGCGGGAGCGAGGGGACCGCCGGGCGGGGACGCGGGACCCCCGGGGAAUUGCCUCUCCGCCCCUCCCCCCGCCGCAGACCCCCCAGCCGCCCCCNGCCCCGCCCGCGCCUGUGCUCCCCCGUCCCUCCCCGCCUCCGUCCUGCGCUCCCCCACUCGGUGUCCCUUCCCCUGCCCUCCCGGCCGCCUGCACCUGCGCCCCGGGCCCCGCGGCGGGAGGAGGGUCGGGCGCGGUCUCAGCCCCUCGGCGUCCGCAGGCUCGCACUCCCUGAGGUAUUUCUCCAUCGCCCUGUCCCGGCCCGGCCGCGGGGAGCCCCGGUACUGGGAAGUCGGCUACGUGGACGACACGCAGUUCGUGCAGUUCGACAGCGAUGCGGCGAACCCGAGGAUGGAGCCGCGGGCGCCGUGGGUGGAGCAGGAGCGGCCGGAGUAUUGGGACCAGGAGACGCGGGGCGCCGAAGACCACGCACGGAUUUCGCGACGGAACCUACGGGUCGCUCUCGGCUGCUACAACCAGAGCGAGGCGGGCUCUCACGCCCUCCAGGGGAUGUUUGGCUGCGACGUGGGGCCGGACGGGCGCCUCCUCCGCGGGUAUGAGCAGUUGGCCUACGACGGCGCGCAUUACAUCGCCCUGAACGAGGACCUGCGCUCCUGGACCGCGGCGGACACGGUGGAGGCGGCCGGUGGCGCAGAGCACUCCAGAAACUACCUGGAGGUCACGUGCGUGGAGUCCCUCCGCAGGUACCUGAAGAGGAACGAGACGCUGCAGCGCGCAGAACCGCCCAAAACGCAUGUGAGCCACCACCCCAUCUCUGACCAUGAUGUCACCCUGAGGUGCUGGGCCCUGGGCUUCUACCCUGCGGAGAUCACCCUGACCUGGCACCGUGAUGGGGAGGACCUGCCCCAGGACACAGAGCUUGUGAAGACCAGGCCUGCAGGAGAUGGGACCUUCCAGAAGUGGGCAGCUGUGGUGGUGCCUUCUGGACAGGAGCAGAGAUACACGUGUCAUGUGCAGCAUGAGGCACUGCCUGAGCCCAUCACCUUGAGAUGGGAGCCACGUCCUCAGCCCACCGUGGGCGUCAUUGCUGGUCUGAUCUUUGUGAUCGCUGCGGUGGUUGUAGCUGUGAUGUGGAGAAAGACGCGCUCAGGUAGAAGAACAGGAAACUACUGUCACGCUGUGAUGACAUUGCCUAGGGCUGUGAUGUGCCUCUCACGGCAACUGCAGAGUGAGACCAGCUGCCUUGUGGGGACUGAGCGAUGCAAGAGUUGUCCACACUCCCACUUGGUGACACCAACAACCCCUGACUCCUUUUUGUGCAAAAAGUGUCACAAUGUGUCUGUGUUCCUAUACGCAUAAUGUGAGGAGGUGGGGAGACUGGCCCACCCUGCCCACCACACCCCCUCCCCAUACUGACCUACGCUCUCUUCUCUCAUGUGCUCUCCUGUUCCAGCAGAGGCUGGGCUGGACUGUCUUCAUCCCUGUCUUUAGUUCAGGUUGGGCUGAGUACGAAUGACUUACUUCCCUAUUGAAAAUCAGAAUCCAGAUAUGAGUUUGUGUCUUUUUUUUUUUUUUAAGAUUUUUUAUUUAUUUAUUUGACAGAGAGAUAGCCAGCAAUAGAGGGAACACAGCAGGGGAGUGGGAGAGGAAAAAGUAGGCUCCCAGUGGAGGAGCCUGACGUAGGACUCGAUCCCCGAAUGCCAGGAUCACGCCCUGAGCCGAAGGCAGAUGCUUAAUGACUGCGCCACCCAGGUGCCCCGAGUUUGUGUUUUUUAACAUUUGGCAUGUGGUGUUGAUGAGGUAAUAAAAGAGGAGAUUUGUAAAAUCGAGACAGCAAAAAAGUGAAAGCACUGAGAACCUUCCAGAAUCCGUGUGGUCGCUGUGCUGUGUUGCCCCCACAGGUGGGGCAGGAGAAGGCUAUGAGGAGCUGAGCAGGGACAGGGCUUGUGGCCAGUCAGUGCUCAGUACAUCAUGGGGGUGACGUGCUCACCCCUCAGCUGGGUCAUCUCUCUGCUCCGUGUCCUUCCCCCUUCUGUGGAAACUUGUCUCCCUGGGACUUGUGAUCACAGGGACUUGGACGUCACCUGUCACCAGGAACUUCGGCAGCCAGAGCUUCCUGUGACUGGGGCAGUCUAGGCUCAGGCCUAGGUCCUGCCCUAGCCCCCAUUUGGGAGGGGGUUCUCUUUGUUUCUCUGGAGCAUCAGGCCUGUUCUUGCUCUUGUGUGUGAGUUUUUGUCUCCUUCCUUGGAUGUCCCCAUCAGUUACAGCAGCAGGUGUCCGUGGGGCUGUCCUUCCCACAGGCCUCGGUCAGCCCCCGCGCACAGGAGUCUCUGUGGUAUGGAGAGAUGAACUUCCAGAUUCAUCCAUGUGUUCCCCUCCUUCUAGAGCUGUUUUCUGGAUUAUUCUUUAGAUUCUGGAGGUAGAGAGAGGAGGAAUCUGAGAGAUUCUCAUCCUUAUUAAACUUCAGUUAGUUUCUGCCUUCCCUGCUGCUCUGUCCUCUCUCCCGGCCCCUAGUUCCAGUGAUCUCAGGGCUGCUCCGAUCCAAGUUCAUGGAUUUAUGAAGCAGAGUCUGAGGUCGAUUUCUGUGCGGUUGGAGACAAGGACCCAUAAAGCCUAAGUACAGCGUUUCUGAAGGGAGAACUCGGUGUGCUGUGCUGGCUGUGCAGGACACAUGGCUGAGCAGAGUGAGGGAGGGGAGGGCCGCCCUGUGAGAAGAGAGAGGCAGCACAGAUGGUGAGGUGGGUGCACAUGAGGCGGGAGCUGCCACGGACAGCUGCGGCCCGACACUCAUCUACAAGAGGGACGUCUUCUACCUGCUCCUUCAUCCAAAUGAUAAUCGUCAUGUGCCUCAUACAGGCCGUGCUAUGUUUCCUCAUCUAGGACAGCUCAGUGAAACUAAGAUGAGGCAAAACGUGCUGGUCUUGUGGAGACUAUGUUCUCGUGGUGAGGGGCAGACCCCACUUGUCUGUCAGUGGGGACUGGGGCAAUGGCCUGCUUGUGCAGUCAGGAAUCCAGGUAUAAUUUUGAC
Molecule: messenger RNA, 3094 nt
Organism: Ailuropoda melanoleuca (giant panda)
Lineage: Eukaryota; Metazoa; Chordata; Mammalia; Carnivora; Ursidae
Product: patr class I histocompatibility antigen, CH28 alpha chain-like
Biological process (GO): antigen processing and presentation of endogenous peptide antigen via MHC class I via ER pathway, TAP-independent; antigen processing and presentation of endogenous peptide antigen via MHC class Ib; positive regulation of T cell mediated cytotoxicity
Cellular component (GO): external side of plasma membrane
Molecular function (GO): signaling receptor binding; peptide antigen binding
Source: RefSeq, a predicted model, not a curated record